AUGAGAAGGGAUGUGCGGAUACUUCUGGUAGGAGACGAGGGCGUCGGGAAGAGCACUAUAGUUACUUCAUUGAUUAAGGAGUCCUAUGUCUCCCAUGUGCAACAUAUAGUACCCGAAGUGACCAUCCCUCCAGAAGUCACUCCGGAGAAUGUGACGACCUAUAUUGUGGACUCGGGCGCUGGACCGCAGGAUAGACAGCAUCUCGAGUCCGAGAUCCGAAAGGCACAUGUCAUAUGUGUUGUAUACUCUAUUGACAACCCAAACUCCUUUGACCGGAUCCCAACCUACUGGCUGCCAUAUUUCCGGCAGCUAGGCGUCAAUGUCCCCGUGAUUCUUGUCGGCAACAAGAUUGACCUGCGUGGUGGAGAGGUCACCAAUGAGGCUCUGGAGGAGGAGAUUGUUCCCAUCAUGAAUGAGUUCAAGGAAGUAGAAACCUGCGUGGAGUGCUCAGCGAAGUUACCCCUGAAUGUCUCAGAAGUCUUCUACUUUGCUCAAAAAGCUGUCCUCCACCCGACUGCCCCGUUGUACGACUCCAGAGACCAUGUUCUGAAGCCGGCAUGCGUCAAUGCACUGAAACGGAUAUUCAAGCUCUGCGACAAGAAUAAGGAUGGUGUCCUCGACGAUGCUGAACUGAACGAAUUUCAGCGGAUAUGUUUCGAUGCCCCUCUACAACUUCAAGAACUGGAAGGGAUCAAGGAAAUGGUCCGAGAGCAUGCGGAAGGUGGAGUACGGGAUAAUGGACUAACAGAAGCCGGUUUCCUGUACUUGCACACGAUAUUCAUCCAGAGGGGGCGUCUAGAAACUACGUGGACCGUUCUCCGAAAGUUCGGCUAUGCGGAAGAUCUUCGCCUUACGGAAAGCUUCCUCUCGCCCAAGUUUGAUGUUCCAUAUGACUGCUCAGUAGAAUUGAGCCCACUAGGGUAUCAUUUCUUCACGGACAUCUUUGAGACUUAUGACAAGGACCAAGACGGUGCUCUCAAGACGUCCGAGCUGGAGGAUUUAUUCAGCACUUCUCCGGGCAAUCCUUGGGCGAGCCAGAGAUUCCCCGACACGACACUCGUGGAUGAUACAGGCGCUGUAACCCUUCAGGGCUGGCUGGCGCAGUGGAGCAUGACUACCCUGUUGGAUCACAAAACGACCUUGGCAUAUCUGGGGUACCUAGGAUAUCCUGAUGAACCCCGAACAAGCGCUUUACAAAUCACUAAGCCGCGAAAGGUCGAACGCCGCAAGGGCAAAUCGACGCGGAAUGUCUUCCUCUGUUAUGUCUGCGGUGCGGCGGGUUCAGGCAAGACGUCCUUGCUCCGGGCGUUUGCAGGGAAGCCGUAUCAGGAGGCGUAUGAGCCGACUAGCAAACCCAUAAGCGUUGUCAAUGCCGUGGAUAUUGAUGGGUCGGAAAAGUAUCUGGUUCUGCAAGAAUUUGGAGCUAGAUACGAGGCGGAGACGCUCAGGAAUUCGAAGAAGACCGACUUACCAGACGCUAUCGUUUAUGUCUAUGACUCGAGCGAUACAAACUCAUUCUCGUAUAUCAGUAAUUUACGGCAACAAUAUAGCUUGGAUCAUAUACCAACACUAUUCGUGGCGACGAAAUCAGACCUGGAUCUUGCCUUGCAGCGGCAUGAAGUGCAGCCCGACGUCUAUUGUCGUCGGCUAGGGCUGCAAGUGCCUGUCUCAGUCAGCGUAAAAACAGGCCAGACGGCUGACGUGUUCCAUGUCAUCUGCUCUGUGGCCAUGCAUCCCAAUUCAGCAAUCCCUGGCGGCGCGGAGCGUGCACUUUCUGCGACUGCACGCCUCCGUAUGUACGUCACAUGGACCGCGCUGCUAGGGGGCGUGUCUGCCAGCCUUUUGAUGAUGUACAGGACAUUGCUGCGACCCGGCGGUCCUCUGGGCACUUGGGGUGGACAAUGGGCGGGAUGGCUUUUGGGGCAUCGUAGGGAAUUAUGA
This is a messenger RNA of Gloeophyllum trabeum ATCC 11539, 1941 nucleotides long. Its product is annotated as mitochondrial Rho GTPase. Gene Ontology annotation, molecular function: GTP binding; calcium ion binding; GTPase activity. NCBI's taxonomy places the organism in Eukaryota, Fungi, Basidiomycota, Agaricomycetes, Gloeophyllales, Gloeophyllaceae. Gene Ontology annotation, cellular component: mitochondrial outer membrane. The record is from RefSeq and is a predicted model, not a curated record. Gene Ontology annotation, biological process: small GTPase-mediated signal transduction; mitochondrion organization. The coding region runs from base 1 to 1941 and encodes 646 amino acids. The transcript has 15 exons.